AUGGUCAAACUCCAAGCGGCAACGGUCAGCAAUCAGCUGGUCUCGAAAAAGAAACGGAAGAGACAAUCCGAGGACGAUGGAGGAGAAGAGGUGGAAGCUCUUCCACCAGCAGAGGCGGAACCGGCGACCACGACUAUCCCGACGAAGACGCACGAUGGCGGCAAGAAGCCUCGUCGAACGGCGAAGGGAGAGAGGCCAGCCCUCUCGCGCAACAACUCUUCGAAUCUUGUUGAGUCUCAGAUCCCAUGGCCGCUCGAGUUCACCAAGCUAUCGCAAACACACAAGGCGCUUAACCUCGUCUACACCUUCUGCUGUACGCGGAAGCACUUCGCCACGACGUUCGAGAACCUCAAGGGGGCGGUGGAGGCAAACAUCAAGCGGGAACUGAAGAUUGAGGACAUUGCAAAGAUCAGGACGCUCAUACCGAAGGCAACGACGUUUGAGUAUGUGGACGAGCAGAUGCUGCAGGUCGCACUCAUGGGCGAGGAGGAUCUGCGAGGGAAGAAGAGCGUGCACGACAUGUUCCCGUCCAACCCGGCAGAGGAGCGCAAUAAUAGGAGUGGAAUGGGCAGAGAUGAUCACAAUGAAGUCUUGCUGUUUGAGUUUAUCGACGGUGAUCUCAAGCGACAGGUUCAGCACGCAAAGACCGGCGAGGCGGUCAACCCAAGACAAAAGUUGCGCCAGGAGGAUCUCAAGAUGCCGGUCUUUAGCCAGAAGCAGAUGAUGAAGUUGAUCGAGAAGAGGAAUGUCAAGUUCACGUCUGCGAUCAACGUCUGGUUGAAUGAGUCGGUGGAACUGGGCACUGAUCCGUUGCUGCGGCUGGAGGAUGAACAUAGGCCAUACGUGCCGAUGCCGACCACCAGUCGUGAUGGCACACCUCUGCCAGAUCUGUCGAAAAGCGCCCUGCCGAAGAGCAUUCCUACGGAGCGUGAGACCAUACCUGAGAUCAUCACUGAGCUCAAAGGCCUGGAAUGGUACAGCGGGCAGAUAGUGCCUGACGGUCACCGUGUGUUCGAUCCGCAACAGCCAGUCUACGGUCAACUGAACUUUGCGCUUUCGCAAGACCUGGUCAACGCCAUGUACAACACGCGUGGCAUCCAAUCGCUCUAUAGCCACCAAGCAGAAGCCAUCAAUGCUCUCCACGAGGGCAAGAAUGUCAUCGUGUCCACCUCCACGUCUUCAGGCAAGAGUUUGAUCUACCAACUACCAGUCCUCAAUGCGUUGGAGACCGAUCCUCACACGCGCGCCAUGUACAUCUUCCCAACCAAGGCGCUGGCGCAAGACCAACGACGCAGCUUGAAAGACUUUCUAAGCUAUCUUCCUGGCCUGGAAGGUGUUCUGUGUGACACGUUCGACGGCGACACUCCGAUGGAUGAGCGCAAUUACAUCCGCGACGAAGCUCGCAUCAUUUUCACAAACCCAGACAUGCUCCACAUCACCAUUCUGCCGCAAGAAGAAGGCUGGCGGACGUUCUUGAAGAAUUUGAGGUAUGUGGUUGUAGAUGAGCUGCACGUCUACAAUGGCCUGUUCGGCGCACAUGUCGCCUUAAUCAUGCGCCGGUUACGCAGGAUAUGUGCAGCGAUUGGGAACAACAAGGUCAAGUUCAUCUCUUGCUCUGCUACGGUCGCUAACCCUCAGGAGCAUAUGCGUACCAUCUUUGGCCUGGAGGAUAUCACACUUGUGGACUUCGAUGGCAGUCCGUCUGGCCGGAAGGAGUUCCUAUGCUGGAACACACCUUUCAAGGACCCGGGCGAUCCCACGUCAGGCAGAGGCGAUGUCAAUGCAGAGACCGCGAGGCUAUUCUGUCAAUUGAUCUUACGAGGCGUUAGAGUGAUUGCAUUCUGCCGGAUACGAAAGCAGUGUGAGAUUCUCACCACAGCCGUCAAGAAUGAGCUGCAAGCUCUAGACCGAAGCGAAGUGAUGGCGAGAGUGAUGGCCUACCGAGGAGGCUACACGCCACAGGACCGACGACGCAUAGAGAAGGAGAUGUUUGACGGGAAGCUGAUCGGCAUCAUUGGCACGAACGCUCUCGAACUUGGUGUCGAUAUCGGGAGCUUGGAUGCGGUGCUCUCUGUCGGUUUCCCGUACACGAUCGCCAACCUACGGCAGCAGAGCGGUCGAGCGGGUCGCAGGAACAAGGACAGCUUAAGCGUGCUGUACUUCAUGAGCAACCCGGAUGAGAUCUUCACGAAACCGAACUGCGAGCUCCAAGUCGAUCUGACCAACAUGCUCGUGCUGGAAGGCCACAUCCAGUGCGCAGCGUACGAGAUGCCUAUUCGACCAGACGAGGAUGACAAGUACUUCACCAAGCAGCUGAGCGAGAUCUGCGAAGAGCGCCUGCGGAAGGAUGAUCUCGGCUUCUACCACACAGCUGCGCGCUUCCUCCCCCAUCCCAGCAGAACAGUAGCCAUCCGAGAUGUGGAAGACACGCACUUCGCUAUCGUGGACACCACCGGCGGCCGCAACACUGUCUUAGAAGAGCUCGAAGCGAGCAGAGCCUUCUUCACCAUCUACGAAGGCGGCAUCUUCCUGCAUCAAGGCCGCACGUACCUCAUUAAGGAGAUGAGCACCGAGCGUAUGAUCGCGAAGGUGGAGUACGUGAAGGUGGACUGGACGACGCAGCAGCGCGACUACACGGACAUCGACCCCGUCGAGACGGAGGCCAUUCGUCGCAUACCAGAUAGCUUGAGCCGAGCGUUCUUUGGCGCGAUCAAGAUUAAGCAGGUCGUCUUUGGCUUCUUCAAAGUCGACAAGCGACGACGAAUCCUAGACGCGGUACAAGUGGACAACCCGCCCAUCAUCAUUCACAGCAAGGGCAUGUGGCUGGAUGUUCCGAAGAAAGCACUUGAGAUCCUGGACUCGAGACGGCUGAACAUCGCUGGUGCCAUCCACGCCGCCGAACAUGCCAUCCUGAGCCUGAUGCCGAACUUUGUCAUCUCGAUGCCCGGAGACGUCAAGACGGAGUGUAAAGUCGCCGUCAAGGAGUUCGCGAAGAAGGAAUCCCAGCGGAAGAGGCCAGCGCGACUUACCUUCUACGACGACAAAGGCGGGCAGCAUGGGUCUGGCAUUGCCGGAAAGGCCUUCGAGUUCAUCGAUCUGCUAUUAAAUCAAGCUUGCGAACGAGUGGAGGCUUGCUACUGCACGGAGGGAUGUCUGGAGUGCUGCUGCAGUGAAAGGUGCCGGGAAGCGAACGUGGUGAUGUCGAAGGCUGGGGCGGAGGUCAUUCUGAAGUCCCUGCUGAACCGGGAGAUUGAUGUCGACAACUUGCCUUGGGGACCAGAGGACGAGAGGGUGCCGGCGGGUAUUGAAACGGUUGUUGUGGCGUCUGAAGUCCGGCCGAGGCCUGGUACCACCGUCAAUGUGGUCGAGGUGAAGAGGGAAGGGGGUGGCACAAGAAGAGUUGUGGUGGGAGCGGAGGGUGGUCAAGGCGAUGCUGGUGACAGUGAAAAUGAUGUGGUUGUGAUCAAAGAUGAGCCUGUGGAUGAUGAUUGA
Molecule: messenger RNA, 3492 nt
Organism: Saxophila tyrrhenica
Lineage: Eukaryota; Fungi; Ascomycota; Dothideomycetes; Mycosphaerellales; Extremaceae
Gene: HRQ1
Product: ATP-dependent 3'-5' DNA helicase
Exons: 2
Coding region: 1-3492 (1163 amino acids)
Molecular function (GO): nucleic acid binding; ATP binding
Source: RefSeq, a predicted model, not a curated record